AUGUUCGUCGCACAAGAAGCUUCUCCGGCUGCACCCGGUAAAGCUGGGCAAGGCAUCAAGUCUGCAGCCGCCGGCCCAUUCAAGCGAGACGACGCGCCUUCGUUCCUGACAAGGGUUAAGAACGACAUCGCGGACAUCUUCGCCGACCCAGCUCCGGGAAUAUUCAUCGAGCCGGAUGAGAACGACGUAAGCAGAAUCCACGCCCUCGUGGUUGGUCCAUCCGGAACGCCGUACGAGGGGGGCUUUUUCGAGUUCUUGAUAAAGUGCCCACCAGAGUAUCCUUAUCAGCCACCAACGGUCAAAUUCCUUACCACAGGCUGUGGAAAGGUGCGGUUUAACCCAAACCUUAAUAAGAGCGGCUCUAUUUGUCUCAACAUCCUUGGCACAGGAUGGAGCCCUGCGCAGUGCCUAGCAAGCGUGCUCAUUUCCAUCCAGUCGCUCUUGAACGAAGACCCCAUCUAUAACGAGCCCGGAAUCAGGAAAGGACAAAUGGUAGACCUCGCCAGCAGCUACAAUGCCGUUGUGGAGUACCAGACGAUCAGAGUAGCCGUGUGCGACAACGUUGAGGCAUGCCUCGAGGGUACUUCUUCUUUACCGUCGACCUUGAGGGACGUCGCAGUGAAAAAAUUUAGCGAGUUCUACGAGCAUUACGAGGCAGUAUUGAAACCGAAACUCCACCUGUCGGGUAACAAAAUGGACGAAUGGUACUACAAUCACACUGGCACUUUCGAAUACGCCGAACUGCUUACGCGACUGAAGAAUCUGAAGCAGAAAGUGGAGAAUCUGCAGGAUUAG
This is a messenger RNA of Dermacentor albipictus, 795 nucleotides long. RefSeq names its product ubiquitin-conjugating enzyme E2 Z-like. The record is from RefSeq and is a predicted model, not a curated record. NCBI's taxonomy places the organism in Eukaryota, Metazoa, Arthropoda, Arachnida, Ixodida, Ixodidae.